Messenger RNA from Caenorhabditis bovis, 522 nucleotides. Lineage: Eukaryota; Metazoa; Nematoda; Chromadorea; Rhabditida; Rhabditidae. The record is from the annotation of a GenBank genome assembly.
AUGUGUACCUUCUCCGAAGCCUACAAGAAGCUUAUCAAAAUGAUGAAGGCGCUCAACAAGGAGGAGCUGCUAAACUACCGCAUCUUGCGCCGUUUGGAACGCCUUGCCAAAGACGUCGUCGAGAUUCAGAAAUGGAAACACUGCACUAAGGAGCGUUUGAUUGAACAGAAUAGGGCAGCGGUCAAACGCAUAAACGAAAUGGCCGCGGAGUUUCAUCCGAACUUGCGCAUCGAUUGGGAGCAGCUCCGACCCGUUAUGCAAUCUUUUCUAACUUUGGAGCGCAAAUUGGCCACUGCGGAAAUUGUAGGAACUAAAGAAACAACCCGCCUCGAAGCAAUUUGCAUAAAUCUCUGCUAUGUGAAUCGUCGAGCCAUCGGAAUGGUAGUUGAAGGAGGACCUGAGCAUAGCGAAGACUUUGAAUUUGAUUUUUCCAUGGAUCACGAAGAGCCAAUGUCACCGGCAUCUCCGACACCACAAGAUGAUGAUUUUGGCUCUCAACAAAUAUUGAAGCUAGCUGCUUAG